This is a messenger RNA of Amphibalanus amphitrite, 857 nucleotides long. RefSeq names its product lysozyme-like. The coding region runs from base 109 to 711 and encodes 200 amino acids. The record is from RefSeq and is a predicted model, not a curated record. NCBI's taxonomy places the organism in Eukaryota, Metazoa, Arthropoda, Thecostraca, Balanomorpha, Balanidae. The transcript has 3 exons. Gene Ontology annotation, molecular function: lysozyme activity.
CCAACUUUUUCGCCUCACCCCGCAGUUCAGGCCUUUGUAUCCGGUAGGUGCGGCCGGUCGCAGGGACUUGCAUCAGGUGCAUUCUCUCGGCGGGGAAGGGAGGGGGACAUGACAAGAGAGCUGCAGCGUCCGGGCCCGUGGCAGCCAACCAGCUGUGGCUCAGACAGCCCGCCGCCCGGCCGCCCCCCGAUUCACGCUAUAAGUAUCGCCGGCCGGUGCGACUGCACAGAUUCUCGCCGUGCCUCGACCCACCGCGCCAUCACCAUGCUGAAGAUGCUGCUGCCGCUGAUGACUGUGCUGCUGUUGUGGCAGAGGGCGGCCUCCAUCGAAGAGCUCUGUCGGGAAUGCCUCUGUGCGAACUCUGGCGGAAGGACCGGAGACGCAUCCCACUGCGUAAUGCCGGACCCGACAAACUGCCUAGAGGGCAUCUACUGCGGACCUUACGGGAUGAGCAUCAACUACUGGAUAGACGCAAACAAACCCGGUCCGGACGACAACUUCUUCGAGUGCAUGGGCGACUGGGCCUGUGCCAACAAGACCUUAGAUAACUACAUCACCAAGUACUGCCAGACCAUGUUCGUGGGCCACUCUGCGCCGUGCAGCUGCGAGGAGCAGGUCCGGCUCCACCACUGCGGGCCGUACAGCAUCCACACGGAAUCCUGCAACAACUACUACGACUUCUACUUCGAGCCGUGCAUCAGCUCGGCUUGAGCAGCCCGAGCGAAGGUGACGCCGGUAGCACUUCGAAAACGAUGAGAUGGCGUGUAUAGAGAUAUGCAAAUCGUCCUGCGACACAGGGAAUUUGUACUAGGUGCUCAUGGUCAUCCUAAAGCUAAUACAUUUUGUUUAUCGCAUCA